AUGCGAAGGAAGUUGUGUGUGAAGCCAGCAACACAGCACUGGCACAAUGAAGGUAAGGCAUUGCCACCUACUGAUCUCUUUGGUUAUAUUCAGACCAGAGGGGAGCGGAACAAAGAGGGCAAGGAAGACACUUGGUGCCUGGACCGGGUCAGGAUGUUGAAGCAUCAAGAGAUGGCAGGGUGCCUCAUGGACGUCUUUGACUCGAGGACCAGCUUCAUACCCGUUGAAAACAAUGCAAAGUGGGCAUUCAAUACUUUUGCCCUGGAGAGCGAUUCAUCGCACUCGGUGUAUCAAAGCUGUCCAACAGAAGUCAACGUUCAGCAAAUGACUGCAGUCUUGUGGACGAAUCCAAUUCUCACUGGGGAUGCUCGCCACCUCUUCCUGGACCUGAAGUUUGCCCUCUCAACCUGCCUGCAGUCAGGGGAAUGUGGGGAGAGUUUCAAUCUGUAUUUCUUCCAGACUGAUGAUUAUUAUGUCAGACCCCAUCCCCGGCUAUCAGUCAGGAUCCCAAUCAGAGGGACGGAGUACUUUCCCAAUGAGUUCCUCGAUGGGCCCAUUAACUGGUCGCUUCUGAGGGAGAAGCUCAACACAGUCAGGGGCAAGAGUCUGGGUCUGGUGCACCAUUCUAAGUUUAUACUGGGUUUUGAUUACAUUGGGCCUUGCCUCCUGCUCAGCUCUUUCAGGAUCUACUACAAGAGAUGUCCUCAGAUCCAUCAGGACCUGGCUGUGUUUCCCCAUGUCACAGGGAGUGGGGAGCUGAUAACUGGCCAUUGUGUGAACAACUCGUUACCGAAGGGUGUCCUGCAGAGGCAGUGCGGCACGGAUGGGACAUGGGGACCACCCUCCGUUUACUCAGAUGUCGAGGCCUCAGUCUUCUGCCCCUGUCUGAGGGGGUUACACCAGGAUGGGACGGACUCCCCUUCAGCUCCUUGCUUUGCCAUUGAGACUGAGCAUGGCUCUACCCCCACCAACAUGCAAGAGGGCAAGGCUUGGAUGGUGCUGGGAGUGAUUGGAGGGAUGCUGCUAGUAGGGGUAAUUGUCCUUGGCCUGAUCAUCAGCUGGAGAAUGAAAGUGACCGAGAAGCAUAAAACAGGGAACAGAUUGCAGCGGGUUCCACUCAAUUCAGCAAGAACCUAUAGGAAGAAAAAUAAAAAUCUCCAAUUGCAGCACUUAGGAAUCAGCAAUUCUCUGAGACUCAACCUGGAGAAGGUGAUGGUGGAUCACCGUUCCCUGGCGCUGGCCCAGCUCCUUGGUGCAGGGGAGUUUGGCUCCGUGUACCAGGGAACGCUCAUACAAACCAAUGGCUUGAACUUAAACGUUGCAGUGAAGACGAUGAAACAGGGGCUUUAUUCAGAGAAAGAACUGGAGUUAUUCCUGAGGGAAGCAGAGUUGAUGCAAGCCUUUGACCAUCCAAAUGUCCUUAAGCUUAUAGGGGUAUCGAUCAAGCAUUGCUCUGAGGAACAGGUUCCAAUUCCAAUGGUCAUCCUUCCCUUCAUGCCACAUGGAGACCUCCGCAGCUACCUCCAUAAUGCAAGGCACACAAGAAAUACUGUGCAUUUACCAGUGCAGAUUCUCCUGAAGUUCAUGGUGGACAUUGCCUCUGGGAUGGAGUAUCUGAGUAAUCAAGGCUUCCUACACAGAGACCUGGCAGCUCGGAACUGUAUGUUGUGUGAUAGCAUGCAGGUUUGUGUUGCUGAUUUUGGUUUGUCUAAAAACAUCUACACCAGCAAUUACUAUCGUCAGACAGCAGUUUCAAAGAUGCCAGUGAAAUGGAUGGCAAUUGAGAGCAUGGCAGAGAUGAUCUUCUCAACUAAAAGCGAUGUGUGGGCCUUCGGGGUGACGAUGUGGGAGAUUGUGACUCUGGGGAAGACACCAUAUCCUGGCAUACAGAAUCAUGAGAUUUAUGACUUCCUACAUGCGGGGCAUCGGCUGAAACAACCUUCUGAUUGUCUUGACACACUGUACCACCUCAUGUUCAGCUGUUGGUUCCUGAAGCCAGAGCAGCGACCAACCUUCGGCGAGCUCAAGCUACAACUCCAGGAGCUCCUCUCCACCCUGCCCUCCCUUGACAACCAGGACAUGGCCUACUACGUAAAUAUUGAGGCAAAUGGGGUGGCGACCAAUGCGAUGGGCAAGCACAUUGAGCAGGCAGAUGAGAUGGAGAACAUUUGCACAGUGGAAUUGGAUGAUGAUGAAGAGAGGAAGCUCUGGGAAGGAAAAGUUUGAGCAUCAGAUGAAAACACAGCACUGAGCAGAUUAUGGAAGUGAAUCUUGUACUUAUAUAACAAAAGUGGAUUGAACCUUUGGAGCGUGCAAUUGAACAUUACUAUUCCUGGUGCUAUUGUUCUUUGAAAGUUAUAUAUGAUAAUGCAUGAAGAGGUAGCAGUGAGUGCCGUAUCUGAAUGGACAAUAAGAUCUCCUGCUACAUGCAGCCAACCGUCUGCAUGCUGUUUGAAAAUGAGUGCAAGACCUUGACAAAGUUGGAAGGGGGCCCUAAUGAGCUUGUUUUCCAGCUCUAAUUUCACAGCAAGCAUCUGUGGAAAGAGAAGCUGUUAACAUUUCAGGUUGAAGAUCCUUUCUGUUUUUAUUUCAGGUUUCUAGCCUCUGCAAUUUUUUUUUGCUUUUUGUGCUCUGUAAUUCCCCUGCUUCCAAAACUCAGACCUGGUUGCACAGACAGCAGCUCAGGGGAUUAAAAAAACAGAAACAAAUUAGUUUAGGUGUUGGAAUUGACAAGAAACAACCAGCAGGUCUGGUGGCACCUAAAGGGUGAUUGCUUCAGUGUUGAUAAUGUGUGCCAUUGUAAUACCUUAUGAAUGCCACCAAGUGGUGCUGAUGCAGUAUUAAUGCACAGAAUCUGAUCACUGAUUCAUACAGUGCAAAAAGAGGCCAUUUGGCUCACUCUGCUGGCAACCUGAAAGCACUCUCCCAUUGAUCGCACUUUCCCCUUCUCUGUCUCCACAGACUUUUUGAGGUCUUUAUUCUCUGUUGAAAGCUCUGAUUGAAUCUGCUUCCACUGCCCUUUCAACAAUCCAAAUCACAACAACUAACUCCGUAAAUAAAGAAAAGCUCCUCAUGUCUGCUCUGGUUCUUGUGUAAAGUACCUCAUAUCUAUGUCCUUUGGUUGCUGGUGAAGACCAGACAUUAUGUUUGCACAUCAACUCAUGUUAAGUUAUUUAAUGUCUGAACUAGCGGAAUAUCAUGUUAUUUCCUUUAAGCCAGGUUACUGCUCCCAGUGCCAGCACUGAGGGA
Messenger RNA from Pristis pectinata (smalltooth sawfish), 3249 nucleotides. RefSeq names its product tyrosine-protein kinase Mer-like. Bases 1 to 2226 code for a protein of 741 amino acids. The record is from RefSeq and is a predicted model, not a curated record. The transcript is spliced from 16 exons. Gene Ontology annotation, molecular function: ATP binding; transmembrane receptor protein tyrosine kinase activity; protein binding. Gene Ontology annotation, biological process: nervous system development; cell surface receptor protein tyrosine kinase signaling pathway; phagocytosis. Gene Ontology annotation, cellular component: membrane; signaling receptor complex. NCBI's taxonomy places the organism in Eukaryota, Metazoa, Chordata, Chondrichthyes, Rhinopristiformes, Pristidae.